UUCCCUCUUUUCCUUUUGUGAUCCUCAACAAAAACAAAAGUCUAUAAGACUAAAAAACUACACUAGAACAAUAUUAUUUCUAUCACAACCACAUAGAUAGUGUGACACAAUGAGUGCCCUUGGAAUUUCAGGUUUGGCUCACUUGUUUGGCAUAUUAUCCAUCAUUCUUCUACUUGUUUGGUUGUUGCAUUACCGCGAAGGCAUUGACUAUGAUUCGGACGAUGGAUUUCAAGUCUUCAAUGUUCACCCUUUAAUGAUGUUCUUGGGAUUUAUUUUCCUUGUUGGUGAAGCUGUUAUGGCAUUCCAAACGGUACCAAGGGAAAGACAUAUGGGGAAGUUUGUUCACAUGACACUGCAUUUGAUUGCUUUAAUUUUGGGCAUAGUUGGUCUGUGUGCCGUUUUCAAGUUCCAUAAUAUGCGAAACAUUGACGAUAUUUACAGUCUUCAUUCAUGGAUUGGAAUUGGCACCUUCUGUUUGUUUGGUUUGCAGUGGCUUUUUGGUUUCAUCGUGUUCGUGUUUCCGGGAGCACAAGAUGCAACAAGAAGGAAAGUGCGACCAUGGCACAAGGCUAGUGGUAGAGUAUUACUUCUCAUGGCAAUUUGUGCUGCAGAAACAGGAUUAAUGGAGAAGUCUGGUUUCUUAAAUUUGAAGCCAUAUCAGAGAGAAACUAAUUUGGUCAACUUCACGGGUCUUACUAUUCUCUUGUUUGGAGUUUUUGUCAACAUGUCUGUUGAUUUUCGUUAGAAAGAUGCUAAAACACACUUUUUAAUUAAUGUAUAUAAAUGCAUUAUUUCUAAUUAUAUGGAUUUUAUUUGGGGGAGAGUAUUAACAACAUUUGUAACACUUGUUUUCGUUGAAUCUUUUUAUUUUUAGUUUGGUAUUGAUAGUUGUAAUUGUGAUGUGUUGCAAAUAGAGGGCAUGGUACAAAAACUGAACCAUGUUGAACCACA
Cicer arietinum (chickpea) is the source of this 951-nucleotide messenger RNA. Its product is annotated as probable transmembrane ascorbate ferrireductase 3. Gene Ontology annotation, molecular function: oxidoreductase activity. The record is from RefSeq and is a predicted model, not a curated record. NCBI's taxonomy places the organism in Eukaryota, Viridiplantae, Streptophyta, Magnoliopsida, Fabales, Fabaceae.